Messenger RNA from Xyrauchen texanus (razorback sucker), 2956 nucleotides. RefSeq names its product vesicular glutamate transporter 3. Gene Ontology annotation, biological process: monoatomic anion transport; neurotransmitter loading into synaptic vesicle; synaptic transmission, glutamatergic. Gene Ontology annotation, cellular component: excitatory synapse; synaptic vesicle membrane. The transcript is spliced from 12 exons. The record is from RefSeq and is a predicted model, not a curated record. Lineage: Eukaryota; Metazoa; Chordata; Actinopteri; Cypriniformes; Catostomidae. The coding region runs from base 1 to 1773 and encodes 590 amino acids. Gene Ontology annotation, molecular function: L-glutamate transmembrane transporter activity; neurotransmitter transmembrane transporter activity.
AUGCCACUGGGGGGGUUUGCGGGUCUAAAGGAGAAGCUCAGACCAGGAAAGGAGGAGUUGAAGAACAAUGUGGGUGACUCUCUGGGGAACCUACAAAAGAAGAUCGAUGGAACUAAUGUGUCUGAAGAGAACAACAUUGAGCUGACAGAGGAUGGUCAGCCAGUGGCAGCCCCUAAACGUAGCCCACCUUUGUUGGACUGUGGCUGUUUUGGUCUUCCCAAACGUUACAUCAUUGCCGUCCUCAGUGGCCUUGGUUUCUGCAUCUCAUUUGGCAUCCGCUGCAACCUGGGUGUUGCCAUAGUAGAAAUGGUCAACAACAACACGGUCUACAUCAAUGGGACUCCCGUCAUGCAGCCAGCUCAGUUCAAUUGGGAUCCAGAGACAGUGGGUUUGAUACAUGGCUCUUUUUUCUGGGGCUACAUUGUCACUCAAAUCCCUGGAGGAUUCAUCUCCAAUAAGCUAGCAGCUAACAGGGUGUUUGGGGCAGCAAUUUUUUUGACGUCAGUGCUAAACAUGUUUAUUCCAUCAGCUGCCAGGGACCACUAUGGAUGUGUCAUGUUUGUGCGAAUCUUACAAGGACUGGUGGAGGGUGUCACUUAUCCAGCUUGCCAUGGGAUGUGGAGCAAAUGGGCUCCUCCACUGGAGAGAAGCCGUCUGGCUACUACCUCUUUCUGUGGAUCUUAUGCAGGGGCUGUGAUAGCCAUGCCACUGGCUGGAGUAUUAGUGCAGUACGUGGGCUGGCCCUCUGUGUUCUACAUAUAUGGUGUGUUUGGCAUUAUAUGGUAUACAUUCUGGCUCCUGUUAGCUUAUGAUAGCCCAGCGAUACACCCCACCAUCAGUGAUGAAGAGAGGACAUAUAUAGAGACCUCUAUAGGGGAGGGAGCCAGUUUAACAAGUGCUACUGAGAAAUUCAAAACUCCCUGGCGUAAAUUCUUUACAUCUAUGCCUGUCUAUGCCAUUAUUGUGGCAAACUUCUGCCGCAGCUGGACCUUUUACCUCCUGCUCAUUAGUCAGCCAGCUUACUUUGAAGAGGUCUUUGGGUUCCCCAUCAGUAAGGUGGGCAUUUUGUCAGCUGUGCCCCACAUGGUGAUGACUAUCAUAGUACCGAUUGGAGGUCAGCUGGCUGACUUCUUGAGGAGUCGGAAAAUCCUCUCUACUACAACAGUGCGCAAAAUCAUGAACUGUGGAGGUUUUGGCAUGGAGGCCACGUUACUGCUGGUGGUGGGGUUCUCACACACACGUGCAGUGGCUAUCUCAUUUCUCAUCCUGGCUGUGGGCUUCAGUGGAUUUGCGAUAUCAGGUUUUAACGUAAAUCAUCUAGACAUAGCUCCUCGCUAUGCCAGUAUUCUUAUGGGCAUCUCCAAUGGAGUGGGUACCCUGUCUGGUAUGGUAUGCCCUCUCAUCGUUGGAGCACUCACCAAACACAAGACUCGCCUGGAAUGGCAACAUGUUUUUAUUAUUGCCUCCAUGGUGCAUUACACUGGCGUGAUCUUCUAUGCCAUCUUUGCCUCUGGUGAGAAGCAGGAUUGGGCUGAUCCUGAGAGCACUAGUGAUGAGAAAUGCGGCAUCAUUGGGGAAGAUGAGCUGGCUGAUGAGAUGGAGCCCAGCAGUGACAGUGCCCUGGCAACUAAGAAGAAGACCUAUGGAACCUCAGACAACUCCUCAGGAAGCAAGCAAGGCUGGAAGAAGAAGAGAGGGGUGACCAUGCAAGACGAUGAAAAUCACGGAUCAAAUCAUUAUGAAAAUGGUGAAUUUCAAAACCAGUAUCAAUGACAUUCUAGACAUCAAAAGCCUGCCCCCUUAUCCAAAGAGUGGUGAGGUGCUGGAAUAUUUAUUCAGAAAACGGCAAAGAAAACCCCAUCCUGGAACAACAACAUUCCAUUUGACAUUCAACACAGUUGAAGAGUAUAUUUUAUUUCCUUAAUAAUUUCACCCUGCUGUAGAACCUGAUGAAGGUACAGUAACAUGAGAACUACAGUAUCAAUGUUCUCUGCAUAUUUAUUUUGAUGGAGGAGAUUCUUAGCCUUAGAUCUGGAAUGUACAUGCAGUUACUUCAAAAAGAAUUUGGACCUUUUGAGGCAUUCUUAAAAUGUAUGAAUUUCAUUCAUUAGAUAAAAAUUAAACCAAAAUGAUUUUCUAAGGCAUUUUUGAAAUAUUUAGAGGAUUAAGAGGUAAAAAGUUUACGCAGGAGUCCUAGCAUAGUAACCAUGGAUAUAUUCAUCAUAUUAACCAUGGACAUGUUCCACAACAUUUGACAACCAAAUUGUGUCCAAAUAUUUUCUCGUGCUCAUUUUUAACAGAAUAUCUUCUAGUACAUCUAGAAUGUACUUGUGCUAUUUUAAGGUAAAGCUACUUGUUUUAGCUUUGGGGGGAAUUUAGUGGGGCAUUGACAUUCAUUUUUUAAGUAUCCAAAUACUUUUUGGGGACACUUUAAUUCAGCCUAGUAACUUAACUAGAAUAAAUAAACAGAUGCAAAAGAACAUUGCUUUAAAGUUAAACAGAAGAUCAAAAAUAUUUCCGAAUAAAUUCAUCUCCAUUUAUAUCCUAUUUUGCUCCAAAAUCUUUAUAUAUUUACAAUACUACUGGCAGACAGCAGAAUAUGCAUAAUUUAUUUUGUAUUUUAUUUUCCUUUGCUGUCAGCUAUGCAAAGGAAGCAGAUGUAUAGUGCUUAAACAGUUAAGGAGUCACAAUUUUGUUUUGGAGAAACCCUCUCUCUGUGCCCCCACGGCUUUUCUUGCAUGCAGUUGUGCAACCUCCACAGACCUCUUUGGUGACUUUGAUUAACAAGUCUCAGAAAAUAUAAUUUACUGUAUUAUCAUGGUACAAAUUAUUGAUGGUGUGGUCUGAAAAAUGAAUGUAUAUUUUAUUUAGUAGAAUGCUUUUUAAAAUGUAUUUUGUCCAUUUAAUAUCUCACAGUUCAGUAAGUUUAUCAUGUGCUUGGAUUGGUGUUAAUGUU